Molecule: messenger RNA, 2871 nt
Organism: Dunckerocampus dactyliophorus (ringed pipefish)
Lineage: Eukaryota; Metazoa; Chordata; Actinopteri; Syngnathiformes; Syngnathidae
Product: C-type lectin domain family 10 member A-like
Exons: 11
Coding region: 181-1023 (280 amino acids)
Source: RefSeq, a predicted model, not a curated record
GACGAUGUGAGUGAAACGUAUCUCUCAUGCCUUGAAAUGACGCCGUGACGUCCCCUUUAUCAAUAUGAAUGUCUGCUAAUAAGCUGCGCUCGGAGGCUCCAUUCCAAGUACUGCUCGUUGGCUCGGACUGGACUGUGGACGCAACAGUACAGACACACUCAUCACACAACAACUUGCAACAUGCAGAGCAAGCUGGACAUGGCGGGCAAGAAGCCUCCAAAGGCCUUCAUCCUCCCGGUGGCCACCAUCUGCUUGACCUUCGUGAUUGGACUCCUCUUCAUCGCCAUGCCAUUGGCUGAUGCAGUGAAGGGCGACGGCGACGUGGCCGAGUUGAAGAAGAGUAUUCAUAGGUUGAAUGAAUCUAUGUUUUCGAUGGGUACGACACUACUGGAACGUCUGAAACUCCUGGAAGGCAAAGCAGGAAACAGCCAGAAUCAGACAGGACAGGUGGAGGGGAUGACUGGGGAGUCUCAGGGUCUGACCGGAUAUAUGAAGAAGAUGGUUGAGGAAUUUCAGAAGCAGACAGAACACAUGAAGAAGAUGACCGGCAAGGUGGAGGACAUGACAGGACAGAUGAAGUGGAUAACUCACGAUGCUGUUGAGGAUCUUCUGAUGAAAGCAGGCGGUUGCCCUCUGCCGUGGCUUUACCAUGACAGAGGAUGUUACCUGUUUGUUGACGAGAAGAAGAACUGGAAUGAUGCUAAGAAGUACUGCAUAGCCAAGGGUGGACACUUGGCCUCAGUUCACACCAAAACCACGCAUGACUUCUUCUAUGGAUUGGCUGAAGGACGGGAAACUUGGACAUGGGUUGGGGGCUACAAAGAGGGUGGUGAGUGGAAAUGGGUUGAUGGUUCCACGUUUAAUGUGAAGACGUAUGGAGAGGCAGGCAGCAAGGAUGCUAGAUGGGCACCAGGCGAGCCCAAUAACCUGGGUGGUAAUGAAGGUUGUGUGGAGAUAUGGACUAAAGGCGGACUCAAUGAUUUUUUAUGCUAUUACCAGCAACCAUUUAUUUGUCAGAAGUGAUGGGGCGGUCUCUGCUGUGUGAUCCGGCUGCUCCUUCAAAGACGUCGGUGCUGAAAGAUCACCACUCUGCCUUCAUUUCAGUUGCUUUCAUGAAUCCUGAUCAUAAUCGGCGUCCACGUGAUCCCAAACAACCUGCGAGACACCAAUUUGCAAACUAAAGCGCGUCCUAUUUGCAGUUGAGGAGCUAACACAAGCCAUCACACAGAAAAUGAAUCAUUCACAUUUUUAGUCAACAUUUUGGAGCAGCAUCUGUGUUAGCAUUGAAUCACUUAUUGAAAUUGGCUCAUCUUCAUUUCCCAGCAGCUAAAAUGAUGUACACAGCAAAUAACAAGCUGCUACCUGACAAGACGGGACAAAUAGAAACACACCUAAAACACAUCAGUCAUAAAUAGAAACACACCUAAAACACAACAUCAGUCAUAAAUGUACAAGAAGACAUCGUUGUAAAAUGCCAAAAUAACAAACAACGGCAUUCUAACAAGAAAAGGUUUGCCUUACGACGUUAAAUGAUGUCAUUUUAGUAGCAUUGAAAUUGCAUUUUCCUUAGUAAUUUGGGUUUGGAAUCUGGGAGUCAAAUAUUAGAAGAAAUGAGACAAAUGAUUGAACAAGAAAGUUGAAAUAUUUCUAAAAGCAGUAAGAGUGAAGUUGAUAUGAAUGAUGGCUUUGUCCCCUCUACCACAAAGCUGACAUGCCCUUUCUUGGUGAAAGAGAUACAAGUGGGCAUCUCUGGAGUUGGCAUGUUCUCCCCGUGAAUGCGUGGCUUUUCUUCCAAAAACAUGAGACUAAAUUGUCCACAGGUAUGAAUGUGAGCGUCAAUGCUUGUGAACCCUGCCAUUGGCUGGCCCAGAGUCAGCCGGGAUAGGCUCCGGCACACCCCCGUGACUCUAGUGAAACAUUUAAGAUGUUGUGUGCGCCAACACCACAAACCUUCAGCAUAUCCGUGUCGGGGAUCCAAAACAAGGUAGAUAGGAUAGAUCCAUUUCAAGAAACGGCACUAAUGUGAUUUUCCCAAAGAAUGCUGACAAGUGCUGUGGCGGUGGUUCCAUGUUAUUUGAUAGGAUGAUCAACAGCGUGGAUCCAUCACGGAAUGUCAUCCUUUUCAUUGACUGUAGCUUAGACCCUGCUGUGGAUAUGGGAUGGAUACUUCUUGGCUGGAAUGGGACGUGUGUUGAGUGUAAUGGUGUGAUCCAGUUGUGCACACGCUAGGAUGUCUUUGUGAACAGUUGGUGUACGGGCCGAUGACAAUCAUUUCUUUUCACGUCUAACCACUAAAGAGACUGUUUGCAACCGUUGGGCAGCUGCCUAGGGGGCGCGUUGGAACUUUGGAAGGUGUUGCACGCAUGACAUGGGCACGUAAGCCCGCCCCACGUAACGCACGCACCAGCUAUGUUACACUAAGUUAGCUGCAUUAUUUAUGCAAAUGUUGCUAUAAUUGAAUGUAUAGCCUUUAGCAAGCACAAUUUGUCCAUUUUGAUGCUAAUUGGGACAAGUCUCUAUGCUUUUUGUUAUUGAAAGCACUAUGCUAACAUGCUAGCUGCCGAUUAGUUAACCUUGAGUUGCAAACAGUCCAGUAGGGGUGUCACCAUGCACGAUCUUGGCUUCACCAGGACCAGACCAUAUUUGAACAUGACUUAGAAAACUACAAAGAAAACUUCCAGGGCUUGUUUUUCAGUCCAGUGAUGCAGGAAAUGCCUGCAAGGUUUCCAGUGAGUGGAAUGUUUCUGGCCCACUGCCACUUCCAUAUUAUGCGUGAUCACUGACAGUAGCGAUGCCAUAGUUGAAUCUGAUGGGCUCCUGGCUGCCCUGUUCCUGCCAGACAUGUGCUGACACCCCUAUGACGUGUUUUCA